Lasiodiplodia theobromae is the source of this 1047-nucleotide messenger RNA. RefSeq names its product Nad-dependent epimerase dehydratase. Lineage: Eukaryota; Fungi; Ascomycota; Dothideomycetes; Botryosphaeriales; Botryosphaeriaceae. Bases 1 to 1047 code for a protein of 348 amino acids. The record is from RefSeq and is a predicted model, not a curated record. The transcript has 2 exons.
AUGGCAGGAAAGUCCGUCCUCAUCAUCGGCCCGGGCUUCAUCGGCUGGCCCGUCCUUGAUCUCCUCGUAGCCGAAGGCUAUCACGUCACCGGACUCGUGCGCCGCGACGAGCACGCCAACGCCAUCCGCAAAUCCCGGGCCAGAGCCGUCCUCGGCGAUCUGCACAACGCAGACCUCAUCGCACAGGAAACCACCAACGCUGACAUCGUCAUCCACACCGCCACCGCCGACGACCUCCCCUCCGCCACCGCCGUCCUAACCGGCAUCCGCCGCCGCGCCGCCAUCGGCCGGCGCACCAUCUACAUCCACACCUCGGGCACCGGCGUCCUCGACGACGGAGCCGCCGGCGCCUUUUCCUCCUCCACCAUCUACGCCGACGACGACCCCUCCGCCAUCGACGCUCUCCCCGACUCCGCGCCGCACCGCGCCAUCGACCUGGCCGUCACGCAGGCCGCAAAGGAGCUCGGCGAGAAAGCGAAGAUCGCGAUCAUCCUACCGCCGGUCGUGUACGGGUACGUCGAGCAGCACGACAGGCUGAGCAUCCAAAUCCCGACGCUCGCGCGGUUCGCGCUGGUGAAUGGGUGGGCGGGGCAUGUGGGGAAGGGGCUCGGGGUGGAGUCGUGCGUGCAUGUGCGGGAUUUGGCGCGGGGGUACGUCGUGUUGCUGCAUGCGUUGGAAAAGCAGAGUGCGGAGUGGGUGUUGGGGAAUCCGUAUUUCUUCUGCGAGAACGGGGCGGAGGGGGAGUUUGAGUGGCGGGAGGCGGCGCGGCGGGUGGCGGAGGGGUUGCAUAAGGCGGGGAAGCUGUAUAAGGCGGAUGUGGGGGAGUUCAGGAGGGAGGAUUAUAAGCAGUUGUUUGGGGAGGUGACGGAGAAGGUGCUCGGGCAUAAUUCGAGGAGUCGCGCGAGGAGGUUGAGGGCGUUGGGGUGGGAGGCGCGGGAGAAGGGGGUUUGGGAGAGUUGGGAGGAGGAUGAGUUGCCGGCGUUGUUGAGGGAGUGGGAUGCGAGGAAGGGCGAGAAGAAGAGUGCUUAUGAGAAGUUGGCGGCGUGA